Angiostrongylus costaricensis is the source of this 468-nucleotide messenger RNA. The record is from the annotation of a GenBank genome assembly. Lineage: Eukaryota; Metazoa; Nematoda; Chromadorea; Rhabditida; Metastrongylidae.
AUGAAUGCUCAGUGUUCGAAAGUCACCAAGAGACGUCUGUCUCCAGAAACACUCAAGCUAAUACGCCAGCGUGGAAUCGCACGAGCUGCAGGCAACCGCGAACUAACGUCCGAACAUGCAAAACAAUGCAGACAGGCGAUAAAAGAGGACCUUAGAGGGAGAAGAGCAGCGGUAAUGGGCGAAGCUGCAGAGGCUGGGAAAAACAUUCACAAAGGCCACCGAAGCUUCGCCAAUUGGAAGACCAAAAUGAUUGCUCUCCAGCGCCUAGACGGAACAGUUCCAGCGUCCAUAGAGGCAAUGGAGGAAAUCAUUCACGAAUACUACUCGGAUCUCUUCGAUAGCGACGUCCACCUUCCGCCAUAUGAAAUAAAGGAGGAUGGAUAUGUUGUACCACCGGUUCUCCCUUCCGAAAUCCGACAUGCCAUUUCGUCGGUGAAAAAUCGAACAGAGCAGGUCCGAGCAGGAUAA